AUGAGCGCACAGUCUAUGCUGCUCUCUCAUAUCUACCAACCUCUUCGCAUCCCUAAUAUUGGCAUACGCGCAAUUUACCCGGCGACGAAACAUGCGCCCGAUCAUGUCGACGAAAUAGCCAUUGCCACUAUAUACUUGAUGGUGAUGAUGAUACUGGCUGUUUUGAUACGACUGGCCUUCCGGCUUCACAUGCUUCGCUCACUGGAAUGGGACGAUGGGACUAUAUCGCUUGCACUGAUCUUCGCUGUUGCACAAUGCGCUGUCAUUCUUGCUGGAACGAGGAAUGGGUUGGGCAAGCGAGAACUGAGCCUCAGUGACUCGGAAGUCCAAACACUAGAGAAGGUUCUCUAUUCAUCGGAAAUUCUAUACAUUCUUGCUCUUAGCUUAGCAAAGACCUCAGUACUGCUGCUCUUGAACAGAUUGGCUGUUAACAAGUGGCAUAAGCGAGUUUCAUUCUGGACGUCAAUUCUGGUCGGUAUUUGGACUGUGCCAGUCUUUUUCACUCUGGCACUACAAUGCGGAGUGCCUAAUCCUUGGGAUUUUAGCGAAGGCCAUUGCGUAGAUAGUUUCGCCUUCUGGACAGGCAUCUCCCCUAUCGACAUAAUAACAGAACUCGUCAUCUGCAUCCUACCUAUCUACAUCGUGAAACCAGUCCAGGUCGUCUCCGGGAAGAAAGUCACUGUUGUGGUUGCAUUCUUUAUCCGCAUCUUCGUUAUCAUAACCACAGUUAUUCGCCUUAUCCUCAUGCGCCACUCCCAGUCCUCCCCCUUCACCGACAUGAACGACGCCGCGUUUGCAACAACCAUCACAACAGAAUGCGUCCUCUGCGUCAGCAUCAUGACAGCCUGUAUCCCGUGCCUGAAACCGUUCCUCGACGCCUUUGACAGCGGCAUGCUCAACGUAUCCUUACAUAAGCGCAUUGGUGGAGGCAGCAAUAGCAACUCUUAUGGCAAUGCGUACGCGAUGACUAGUAUGAGCAAAGGUGUUAAAGAAUCAGCCACUAGGUCACGGUACAUGGAGGAUGAGAUCGAGGGCUUGGGCACUUCUGCUGCAGCGUUUGCUGUCACAUCUCCGGGUCAGCCAUUGGGUAGGAGGGAGUCAACUCUGGUAAUUCAAAGAACAGAUCAGUGGAGCGUGAGGUGCGAAUUCGUUGAUCCGAGGAAUGGGUCUGUUGAGGAUGUGACGGAGCGGUCGGAGAAUAGUGUGGCCAGGUGUGAACAUUCUUUGUAG
Molecule: messenger RNA, 1230 nt
Organism: Aspergillus tubingensis
Lineage: Eukaryota; Fungi; Ascomycota; Eurotiomycetes; Eurotiales; Aspergillaceae
Product: major facilitator superfamily protein
Exons: 6
Coding region: 1-1230 (409 amino acids)
Source: RefSeq, a predicted model, not a curated record